AUGGCUGUCGGCAAGAACAAGCGCCUUAGCAAGGGCAAGAAGGGCAUCAAGCGCAAGGUGGUGGACCCCUUCACCCGCAAGGACUGGUACGACAUCAAGGCCCCCUCGUUCUUCGAGAACCGCAACGCCGGCAAGACCCUUGUCAACCGUUCGCAGGGUCUUAAGAACGCCAACGACUCGCUCAAGGGCCGUGUCGUUGAGCUUUCGCUUGCCGACCUCAACAACGACCAGGAGCAGUCUUUCCGCAAGAUCAAGCUCAAGGUCGAGGAUGUUUCGGGCAAGGCCUGCCUCACCUCGUUCUACGGCAUGGACUUCACCACCGACAAGCUCCGCUCGCUCGUCCGCAAGUGGCAGUCGCUCGUUGAGGCCUCGGUCGACGUCAAGACCACCGACGGCUACAUCAUCCGCCUCUUCGCCAUCGGCUUCACCCAGCGCAACCGCAACCAGGUGAAGAAGACCACCUACGCCCAGUCGUCGCAGAUCCGUGAGAUCCGCGCCAAGAUGGUCGAGAUCAUGCGCCGCGAGGCUGAGGGCUCCGACCUCAAGGAGCUUGUCCUCAAGUUCUUCCCCGAGUCGAUCGGUCGCGAGAUCGAGAAGGCCUCGAAGGGCAUCUACCCCCUCCACAACGUUUACGUCCGCAAGGCCAAGAUCGUGAAGGCACCUAAGAUCGAUGCCUCGAGGCUCCUGGAGAUGCACGGCGAGACCAAGGACGCGUCCGGCGCCCGUGUCAUCAAGGGCGGCGACUUUGUCGAGCCUGCUCCUCUUGCCUCGGUCUAA
Apiotrichum porosum is the source of this 777-nucleotide messenger RNA. It is a transcript of the gene RPS1, whose product is annotated as ribosomal 40S subunit protein S1B. The record is from RefSeq and is a predicted model, not a curated record. Lineage: Eukaryota; Fungi; Basidiomycota; Tremellomycetes; Trichosporonales; Trichosporonaceae. Gene Ontology annotation, cellular component: cytosol; ribosome. Gene Ontology annotation, molecular function: structural constituent of ribosome. Bases 1 to 777 code for a protein of 258 amino acids. Gene Ontology annotation, biological process: translation. The transcript is spliced from 3 exons.